Messenger RNA from Erinaceus europaeus (western European hedgehog), 3417 nucleotides. It is a transcript of the gene TBC1D25, whose product is annotated as TBC1 domain family member 25. Bases 143 to 2263 code for a protein of 706 amino acids. The transcript has 6 exons. The record is from RefSeq and is a predicted model, not a curated record. Gene Ontology annotation, molecular function: GTPase activator activity. Gene Ontology annotation, cellular component: autophagosome. Lineage: Eukaryota; Metazoa; Chordata; Mammalia; Eulipotyphla; Erinaceidae. Gene Ontology annotation, biological process: regulation of autophagosome maturation; activation of GTPase activity.
CAGAGGGGCGGGGCGGGGGGGGGAGGGUCGCUCGGCGCCUCUGCGCCUGCGCCUGCGCCUGGGCGCAAGGUGGGGCUGCGGGCGCCGGCGCAGGGUUAGGGGGGCAACUUUCAACCGUCACCCCGAGAAGGGUGGCAGCGGGAUGGCGACGGCAUCUGGGUCCUCGGACUUAGCCGUCUCCCGAGCGCCCUCGCCUGGUGGGGGUAUCCAGGCGGCGGGUGCGGCGGCCGCUGUGGCCGCUGCGGCCGAGGAGGAGGAGCGAGAGGUGGUCCGGGUCCGAGUCAAGAAAUUCGACAACUUCUCAUCCACCACCGAAUUCCGUUCUUUUGCCGUGGACCCGCAGAUCACCUCCCUCGAUGUUUUACAACACAUCCUCAUCCGAGCCUUUGACUUGAAUGGAAAGAAGAACUUUGUCAUCAGCUAUCUGGGCCGGAACCGACUAGGCCAGGAAGCCUACCUUUCCCUCCUUUCUGACUGGGACCUCAGCACGGCUUUCACCACCGCCUCCAAACCUUACCUACAGCUGCGCGUGGAGAUCCGGCCCUCUGAAGACAGCCCGCUGCUCGAAGACUGGGACAUAAUCAGCCCCAAGGAUGUCAUUGGCUCUGACGUGCCGCUGGCUGAGAAGCGGUCAUCACUGACAAGCGCUGCCCUGCCCUUCACACAGUCCAUCCUCUCUCAGGUGGUUGGCAGGACUUUGUCAAAGGUUCAGCAGGUGCUGAGCUGGUCCUACGGGGAAGACAUCAAGCCCUUCAUGCCACCCCUGAGCGACGCUGAAUUUCACACCUACCUGGACCAUGAGGGCCAGCUCUCCCGCCCCGAUGACCUACGCCUACGUAUCUAUCAUGGAGGUGUCGAGCCCUCCUUACGUAAGGUGGUAUGGCGGUACCUGCUGAAUGUGUACCCCAAUGGGCUGAGUGGCCGCGAGCGAAUGGACUACAUGAAACGAAAAAGCCGAGAAUACGAGCAGCUCAAGAGCGAGUGGGCACAGCGAGCCAGCCCCGAGGACCUGGAGUUCAUCCGUAGCACCGUCCUAAAGGACGUUCUGCGCACCGACCGGGCCCACCCCUACUACGCAGGGCCGGAGGACGGCCCCCAUCUGCGGGCGCUGCAUGACCUACUCACCACCUACGCUGUCACCCACCCCCAGGUGUCCUACUGCCAGGGCAUGAGCGACCUGGCCUCACCUAUCCUGGCCGUCAUGGACCACGAGGGCCAUGCCUUUGUCUGCUUCUGUGGCAUCAUGAAGCGCCUGGCUGCCAACUUCCACCCUGACGGCCGCGCCAUGGCCACCAAGUUCACCCACCUCAAGCUGCUGCUGCGCCACGCGGACCCCGACUUCUACCAGUACCUGCAGGAGGCUGGCGCCGACGACCUCUUCUUCUGCUACCGCUGGCUGCUGUUGGAGCUCAAGCGUGAGUUCGCCUUCGACGAUGCCCUCCGCAUGCUUGAGGUCACCUGGAGCUCCCUGCCCCCCGACCCCCCAGAACAUGAGGUUGAGCUGGUGGGACCCCCGAGUCAAGGGGCAGAUGCAGGCUUUGGUGGCCACAGGGUGCGGCCCGUGCGACAGAGGCACAUGCUGAGGCCAGCUGGGGGAGGCGGCGGCAGCGCUUUUGACGAGGCCAUGGGCCACCUGCCCAUGGCUGGGCCUGGGCCAGGCGGUGGCGGCAGCAGCAGUGGCGGUGGAGGACGCCUCCUAAGACAAGCAAGCCUGGAUGACCUUCAGCAACUCAGGGAACACACUGGCCCCAGGAGAGACCCUCUGAAUCCACUUCCUGGCCUGGCCGCCCUCAUGAGCUCCAAGUCCCUCUCGGAGCCCUUGCUGAAUUCACCUGACCCGCUGCUCUCCUCCUCUUCCCGCCCGGACUCCCCGUCCUCCUCCUCCCCACCAUCCACCCGGGAGGCCUCACCCAGUGGCGAGGAGGCAGCAACGGGCUCCCCUCUGAUGCCAGAGAUGGCUUCCCCAGAAACCACUGGGAGACCCUUCCCCCCACCACCCCCACUCGGCCUGCCCCCACCCCAGGAGUUUGGCCGGGGCAACCCGUUCAUGCUUUUCCUCUGCCUGGCCAUCCUGCUGGAACACCGCGACCACAUCAUGCGCAACGGGCUGGACUACAACGAACUGGCCAUGCACUUCGACCGUCUGGUGCGGAAACACCACCUGGGCCGUGUACUGCGCCGGGCCAAGGCCCUCUUUGCCGACUACCUGCAGUCGGAAGUGUGGGACUCGGAGGAGGGGGCCGAGGCCACAGCCCCAUCGUGAUCUGGCUUCCUCCAGCCCACCACAAGCGCCACCAGACCUCCAUUCUUGACUGUGAAGACUGAUGUGUGUGACUACCCCCCCACCUCCCUGCCUGCCAGCUCAUGACCUACUGGGGUGGGGGAGGGGGCUCUUUCCCCAGAUUUGAGAAUAUAGGGCUCUGCUUCAGCACUGCCCCGCAGAGGCCACAGCCUCUGUCUCUGUUCUCAUCCUUUCGUUUUUAACAACUUUACUUUGCACACAUGAAGGUCACUGUGGUCUGUGUAUUUCUCUGCCACCUCCUUGCUCUCUCCUCCCGAGCCUCCUUCCCUGGCAAAUCAGAAAUAUGGCCCUCGGUGGUACAUCCUGCUGCCCCAGCGGCAGGAAUGCAUAUUCCUACUACUUUUUUUUUUGUCUCCAGGCUUGGUGCCUGCACUACAAAUCCACUGCUCCUGUGGCCAUUUUUUCUUUGGAUAGGACAGACGAAAUUGAGAGAGGAGAAGAUAGAGAGGGGAAGAGAAUGAUAGACAUCUUGAGGCAUGCUUCACUGCUUGAAUUGCCCCACCUCCCCACCCCCCACAAGUUGGGGAGCCAGCGGCUCAAACCAGGAUCCUCGCACCACAGCCCCUUGCACCACAGCCCCGGCAUAUUCCAAUUCCUGAACUGAAUCCCAGGUCGAGGACUGCUUGAGGAAGGCCUGAGGCAAUGCUGUUUUUUUUUUUUUAAGGCUAUGUUCUGUUGCCCCUGUCUGCUUGUGAAGCUAUUAACUCUUGUGUUCAGGACAUGCUCCUGGAUAAGGAAUGGGGGUGGGGGGAGAGUUUCUGAUUCCAAAGGACAAAAGUCCCUCCAAACACUGACAAAAUGGACCACUCAACAGCACUGGACCAGCCACUUCUAGUAUGCCACAUGUCACCGUUUCCAGAAUCUAGAAGUGUUUAUUUGUCUUACCAGAGCACUACUCAGCUCUGGCUUAUAGAGAUGCUGGAGAUUGAACCUGGUGCCUCACACACAAAAGUCUUUUUGCAUGAUCAUGCUAUCUCCCCAACCCACUCUAAAAGCCUCUUGUCACUUGCUUUGGGGUCAAUUUGAGAGACGAGUUUGCCAUGACUGAGCCCUGGAGCCCUAAACUGGGUUUUCGAAAGCUUAUGGAUAGAUGUCUUUUAAAAAAUAUUCAUUUA